AUGGUCCCUGGUCCGAUUCCCAGCUCCUCUAGACAGCAUUGUUCUUGGCAAAGAAAACUAGAUGAAUUCAGGAACAAUAAAGUGAGGGAGUGCGCUGAUUCUGACUCCGACUGUGAUGAGUAUGACCAGGAAGAUCGAGGCCUCAUCCUCAGACAGAAUUUAGCUGUUGUCCUCGUGAAGUUUAUUACAACAGGAGCUAAAGGUCAUCUGCUAAGAGUGUCUUUACGCACCCUGAGGAUCCUGUCCAGGGACAAAAAGGUCUUGGGCCCCUUGGUGACCGACAAUGCUCUGCUGACUCUGGCCAAACUAGCCGGGCUGACCACAAGCGAUGCCAGCGAUGAAGCCUGCGACCCCGACACCAAUUUUUACGACAACAUCCUCGCUUCCCUCGCUGAGGCCAAAGUCUUGCGCAGCCGCAUCGAGGAGGACGAAGGCGACGCCGAGGCCAACGACCAGAGCGAAGAGUGCUCUGCCGUCGACGAGGACGCCAAGAGUGACGUCAGCAUCACCAACAGCGGGGACGUGGACAGCAUCAGCUGGAUGGGGAGCCACAGGACCAGCAUCAACGAGAUGCACCAAGGCAGCAUCCAUCACAAGGUGCUGGUGCGAGGCAGGAGGGACCGCAGAGAGAGCAAGAUGGAGGGGACAGAAGAGGAGGAGGACGGGGAGUUGGGAGAGGAGGCUCUGAGGAAAGAGGCCAUGAAGGUGCUGUGUAACGUGGUGUACAACAGCACCUGGGCACAGGAGAGGUUCAGUGCUCUCAGCCUCCUCGGUGGUCUCAUGGAGCGUCUAUCCACCAGCGUCAGCUCCUCAUCUCCCUCCAGUGUUCAGUUCUACGAACUACGCCUCAUGUUCCUCAUCACUGCUCUGCGGCCUGAGCUCAGAACUCAGCUCCAGCAGCAGGGCGGGGUGCCCGUCCUCACAGCGGCCCUGGAGAGCUGCCUGGAGGUGCAGUGGAAGGAGCAGUACGAGUGUGUGCUGCAGCCAGCGGCAAAUCCAAUCUCUCUGGAAGCCUCCCAGCGUGUCAUAGAGAUACUGAAAAUCCUCUUUAACAUCACCUACAGCACCCACAGACAGGAGCCCAGCGAGGAUAACGCAGCUCUUUACCGACACCUGGUGGCCAUCUUGCGUCUCUGCCUGAUGAGGAAGUGCAUGCUGUCGGACGACACUGAUGAGCUGCAGGGUCACACAGUGAACCUGUUGUCAGCGCUGCCCCUCCAGUGUCUCGACGUGUUGCUGAUCGUCCCUCUGGAGCCUGACUCGGAGCAGUGCCUGGGGGUCAACAUGGACUGCGUGCACAUCCUGCUGACAUUCAUGGAGAGACGCCUAGAGUCGGGUGAUAAAAUCAAAGAGAAGCUGACACCGAUCCUCAAUCUGCUGACAGAGUGCUGCAGGGCCCACAGAGAAACACGCCACUACAUCAGGAAACAUGUCCUGCCUCCUCUGACGGAUGUAUCACACCGGCCAGAGGAAGGCUCCACAGUGAAGAAUCGUCUGAUCCGUCUUAUGACUCACCUGGAUACAGAUCUCAAACACUGUGCUGCCGACCUCCUCUUUGUCCUCUGCAAGGAAAACGGUAGGACAUGA
Paralichthys olivaceus (Japanese flounder) is the source of this 1587-nucleotide messenger RNA. The record is from RefSeq and is a predicted model, not a curated record. Lineage: Eukaryota; Metazoa; Chordata; Actinopteri; Pleuronectiformes; Paralichthyidae.